Messenger RNA from Notolabrus celidotus (New Zealand spotty), 4597 nucleotides. Its product is annotated as NLR family CARD domain-containing protein 3-like. Bases 448 to 3306 code for a protein of 952 amino acids. Lineage: Eukaryota; Metazoa; Chordata; Actinopteri; Labriformes; Labridae. The transcript has 10 exons. The record is from RefSeq and is a predicted model, not a curated record. Gene Ontology annotation, molecular function: protein binding.
GUUACUAGAACUAACAGGCAUUUUCAUUUAAACACUAAGAAUAAAUCUGUAAAGAAAAACAAAGACCGCUUGCUGGCACAAUAAUUUUGUCCAGUCAUGAAAAGAAUGUGCGGAUCUGUUUCAACACUCUCAACCAGCAGAGGAAUAGUUGUGUGUUUAAGUGGGCCAACCUGCAUAAUAAUAUUUAUUUUUUGGGGAGUCUAUUCAAGAUGAUAGCUGGUAAAUUUGUAGAGUUCACUGGAAGCUGCAUUUUCAGCCCCCCAGCCACACAGACCAUCUGAUCCCGCCUCAGAGGAAGACGAGCCUGUAGAGAGCUCAGAGCUCAGGAGGAGGGACCAUAUUGUAUAAUAUAGAAAGGACGGACGCUGAAAGUGGAACUCAGUUCUUCUGACUCCAUUUGAUGUCGACAGAACUCUGAAGCCUGAGCGUGACAGACUGAACCAGAACAUGAGUGUGUGUUUGGAGGAAGAGAAGGGCAGCACAGAGUCUCCUGAUCCCAGCUGUCUGUCUAUGAGGAGUGAGCGGUCCAAAGAUCCACCUCUAUUCUUCAGGCAUGAACCUGGACCCUCCAACACAGAAUUUCAGUUCAGCAGACCGAGAGCUGAGUCUCCUGAUCCCAGCUGUCUGUCUAUGAGGAGUGAGCGGUCCAAAGAUCCACCUCUAUUCUUCAGUCAUGAACCUGGACCCUCCAACACAGAAACUAGACCAAUAUCAGGACCACAGGAAGCCGGCCAGACCAGCAGUGAAACCACAGAUCGUGGUCUACAGAGGGUUUUACAUGAACAUAAGACCAGUCUGAGGAGGAGAUGUGAGCAUGUGAUUGAAGGAAGUGAGGAAAGAGGAAGUAGAACCCUCCUCAACAUGAUCUACACUGAGCUCUACAUCACAGAGGGACACAGUGAAGAGGUGAACACCCAACAUGAGGUGAGACAGCUAGAGACCACCUCCAAGAUGGAGACCCUCCAGGACACUCCCAUCAAGUGCCAGGACAUCUUCAAAGCCUUCCUUGGUCAACAGAAACCCAUCAGAGUGGUUCUGACAAACGGCGUCGCUGGUGUUGGAAAAACCUUCUCAGUGCAGAAGUUCACUCUGGACUGGGCAGAGGGCUCAGAGAACCAAGACCUCAGUCUGGUGGUUCUGCUUUCAUUCAGGGAGCUGAACUUGAUCAGAGAUGAGAGCUACAGUCUCCUCAAACUGCUCCAUGAUUUCCAUCCAACAUUACAGAAGGUCCCAGCAGGGACGCUGGCUGUCUGUAAACUUGUGUUCAUCCUUGACGGCCUGGACGAAAGCAAACUGUCUCUGGAUUUCAACAACACUCAGGUUGUGUCUGACGUCACACAGAGGUCAUCCAUAAACGUGCUGUUAACAAACCUCAUCCAGGGGAAUCUGCUUCCCUCAGCUCUCGUCUGGAUCACUUCUCGACCUGCAGCAGCCAAUCAGAUCCCUCGUUCACGUGUUGACAAGGUCACAGAAGUCCGAGGCUUCACUGACGACCAGAAGGAGGAGUACUUCAGGAGGAGGUUCAGUGAUGAAGAUCUGACCAGCAGAAUCAUCUCACACAUCAAGACCUCCAGGAGCCUCCACAUCAUGUGUCAGAUCCCUGUCUUCUGCUGGAUCACUGCUACGGUUCUGGAGCACAUGAUGAGCACAGAGCAGAGAGGAGAGCUGCCCAAGACCCUGACUGACAUGUACUCACACUUCCUGCUGGUCCAGACCAAGAUGAAGAGGAAGAAGUACGCUGAGGGUCAUGAGACAAGUCCUCAGGAGCUGAUGGAGGCUGACAGGGAAGUUCUCCUGCAGCUGGGCAGGCUGGCGUUUGAACAUCUGGAGGAAGGAAACAUCAUGUUCUACCAAGAAGACCUGGAGCGCUGUGGUCUAGAUGUCACAGAGGCCUCGGUGUACUCAGGAGUUUGUACAGAGAUCUUCAAAAGAGAGCAUGUGGUCUUCCAGAAAACAGUCUACUGCUUUGUUCAUCUGAGCAUUCAGGAGUUUCUGGCUGCAGUCUACAUGUUCCACUGUUUCACAACCAGGAACAAAGAUGUGGUGGAGGAUUUCUUGAAGGACAACAUACACACUGACCCAAGACCCAAGUCAGUACGUGAAUGGUUUUUGAGUUUUCUUUGUACCAGUUUAAGCCUUGGUCCAUCUCUGGAUGACUUCCUGAAGAGGGUCAUGGAGAAAUCCCUCCUCAGUAGAAAUGGCCACCUGGACCUGUUUGUCCGUUUCCUUCAUGGACUCUCCCUGAAGUCCAACCAGAGACUCUUAGGGGGUCUGCUUGGUCACACAGGCAACAGUCCAGAGAUGAUCCAAAGAGUCAUCAACAACCUGAAGAAGAUGAACAGUGAUGAGAUCUCUCCUGACAGAAGCAUCAACAUCUUCCACUGUCUGAUGGAGAUGAACGACCUCUCAGUCCAUCAGGAGAUCCAAGAGUUCUUGAAGUCAGAGAACAGAUCAGAGGAACUCUCUGAGAUCCAGUGCUCUGCUCUGGCCUACAUGCUGCAGAUGUCAGAGGAAGUUCUGGAUGAGUUGGACCUAAAGAAGUACAAAACAUCAGAGCAGGGAAGACUGAGACUGAUUCCAGCUGUGAGGAACUGCAGGAUGGCGAGAUUUUCUUACUGUGGACUCUCAGACGCUCACUGUGAAGUUGUGGCCUCAGCUCUGAAGUCCAACCCCUCCUAUCUGAGAGAGCUGUACCUGAACUACAACGAGCUGCAGGACUCAGGAGUGGAGCGUCUGUCUGCUGGUCUGAAGAGUCCAAACUGUAAACUGGAGAGUCUGAGGAUGAUUGGCUGCAGUUUGUCAGAGAUCAGCUGUGCUUCCCUGGCCUCAGCUCUGAAGUCCAACCCCUCCCAUCUGAGAGAGCUGUACAUGAGUAACAAUAUGCUGCAGGAUUCAGGAGUGGAGCAGCUGUGUGAUUUUCUGCCAAACUGCAAACUGGAGACUCUGAUCUUGAUGAAGUGCAGUUUGUCAGAGAUCAGCUGUGCUUCUCUGGCCUCAGCUCUGAAGUCCAACCCCUCCUAUCUGAGAAAGCUGGACCUAAGUUACAACCAGCUGCAGGAUUCAGGAGUGGAGCAGCUGUGUGAUUUUUUGCAGAGUCCAAACUGCAGACUGGAAACUCUACACUUGAGGAGCUGCAGUUUGACAAAGAUCAGCUGUGCUUCGCUGGCCUCAGCUCUGAAGUCCAACCUCUCCCAUCUGAGGAAGCUGGACCUCAGUAAAAACAACAUGAAGGGUUCAGAUGUGGAGCUGCUGCGGGAUCUUGAGAAGAGUCCAAACUACAGUCUGGAGGAUCUGAGCUGGAGGUGAAAUCAGUCAGAGUGAUCAGAGAGAGAAUGGUCUUCCCCCUGCUGGUCAGAGAGGUGGAAGCAGCAGCAGCUUGGAUAUGGUGAGUCUCUGACUGAGCCGUGUUACUGACAGACUGACAGACCAAUCACAACAGGUGGAGGUGACUCUCAGGGCUGCGGUCUGAACUGCUCUGAGACCAACUCCACUCUCAGACUCAGGACCUGGACCUCAGAUAUCUUCUUCCACUGACUCUGAACUUAAAUGACCUCCACAGGUUUGUUUUGUGGAGAACAACAAGAAAAAUGAACACACUGAUUGGAUCUGUCGUUUUGCCCAUGCUGCAGCACCACCCUGUGGGGAUUAGAAUAGUGCAGUGGAUUUAUCAGCUCAUGUUCCUCCAGUAGAAGUAUAUACCACAUGUGUGAGUUGAACUGUCUGAAGUUCUUGUUCUAACUACAAGUUGUUUUCUUGUAUUAAUAGAUAAACAAAGUGAAACAUGUCAUCAAAAUAACAAAGUGUGGAUCCAGUGGAGGCUGUGUUCUUUUUCAAAUGAAGGCAAUAAAUGCCAAAUCUAUCUGUGUUUGUGUUUCAUGUUCAGAUGGGUUUGUUUUCACUGCUUCUUUGGAUUGUUCCUCUUUUUUCAAAAUAACCACCUCCUGGAUUAAAAUGACCACAGUCUCUUCAUCAUCUGCUUCACUUGGCUUCUGUAGUCCAGGACAGUCUGAAGAGACUCGAAGGGGACUUGAGUCUAUCUGUUGUAUUCAUAUGACAUCUCUCCUUUACUCCAUUAAAGAGGCGCUUUAACUCCACCAUAUUGAUUCAAUAGAUGAUCCACAUUUCUUGAGGUCUCUUUGAAUCUUUGAAAAUGUUUGUAUAUCUGCUCUCAGACAGAAGAAUUGAUCUGUGCUGAUGUGAAUGUGUGUGUCUCUUGAUAACUGAGGACAAUAAUGUAUCUAUAAUCAAUAUUUGAAGUGAUUGACUGAUCUCAUUAGAAUCAGUGUUAAAGUUUCACUCCUUCCAAACAGUCUUUAACAUCAGGGCAAAGUUCAUCAGAGUAACAGCUGUCCACUGAUGAAAUAUCACAGUCAGGAGUUUUGUUUUUUAUGAAGCGUGCACUUUUAUUUUCUGCUCUUUUCUUUUGAAAUCAAAAUGUUUGUAUCUACUGAAAUUAAUGUUUGGUCUUUUCUAUUUUCUUGUGAAGCUAUUUGUGACCUCUGCUCUAGAAAUGCCGCAACGGUCUGAGGAACCGUCUGGGAUUUUGUAAUGUAAAUAAUAUUCUUUGUAUAAAAAAUACAAACCUGUCACUCCAUGA